UUUGCCCAAGUAGAUUGCGCUACAUACAAAUGAAUUGAACUGACUUGCAACGCGAACCUAUUCUUGGUCGCACCAUUGAGGAUUUAGGGUCGUCUCCCACGCGAUCAGGUCUGAGGGGUCGGGGCGUCCACGCGUCCCACGGUCGUCUCCCCGGUGGCCUCAUUCGUGGUCCACGCAGUCUCAAUUAUAAAAUUGAUAAUUGGGGAUUAUAGCCUACCAAAAUUUUCCAGCAUUGCAAGUGACUCCACAGUGACUGGGCUGCAUUUGCAUAGUCCAAGGAAUUGACAAGCCGGGCCCUGUCAAAUGCCACGAUUAGAGCCCGUCGACGAGCGCAAUGCUUGCACCCUUUCCGGUUCAGUGCCUCACUCGUGGUGACGAGCUCGUCCUAGACGCAAAGCAUGUGCCUGCCCAGCCCGAGCGCCACCUCAGGCCUGAGCGCCGCUGCUGCGUACGCCUCCGUGGCCCUGCGGAAUCUCGCCCAGUCGUCCACCCACUUCUUCUCAGGGCUGCGGCCGACGUCCGGCGCUGACGACGCCGAAGAGCCUGGCUCCGAGGCCGGCCCCGCGGCUCCCGGCGCCGGCGGCUCGUCGGGCGGCCGCAGAGCAGGCGGCCGGGUCAGCGCCGCGGCAAUCGGCGUGGAGCCUAACGCCCGACCGCCUGCUCUUCGGCCGCCCGAAGUGCCGCCGGCGCCGGGAGCCGCGGGGCCGGCCUCGGAGCCAGACUCUUCGGCGUCGUCAGCGCCGGACGUCGGCCGCAGCCCUCAGAAGAAGUGGGUUGACGACUGGGCGAGAUUCCGCAAGGCUGAGGAGGCGUAUCUGGGCCAGUUGAGGGAGCAGCUCCAUCGGGCACAGUUGCAAGCUGCUGAGGAGUGGGGGCGGGCUCAGGCGCAGCGGGAGACGGCAGCGGCGGCGCCGGCCCCCAAAAGCUGGUGCUGGCCCUGGCGCUGAUGGCCCCCCGGCCCCAGGUGGCUGCAGGCCAGACGAACCCGCUGUGGCCGCGGGAGCUCCCUACCCCCUACCCGCCUUGGUGCCCUCCCCCCCACCGCUGGGUAUCGUGCCGGCCCCGCUGGCGCCCUGCCGGGCAGCGCCCCUGCCCGCUGGCGCUCCGCUGUCCAUGGCUUCGCGGCGACGCCCAACGGGUGGUGGGAAUGGCAUGCGUGGCAGAUUAGGCCGUGCGAGGGACGGGCGUGGCGGAUUCAGGGAUGGCGACGUGUUGCUGAGGCGACGUGCGGCCCACGUGCCGGCGAUGGCAGUAUCAGCGGUGGCAGGGUGGGGCGUGGGGCGGCUGGGGUGGCUGAGUCUGGCCGCAGCCGUGGGCAGUCUCAGGAUGGGUGCAUGCAUCGUGGGUGCGGGGUGUAGGGGCGGGGCAACUGCAGCAGCUGGUUGCGAGGGUGGAAUCACCGAUGUAACUGCUUAUGUGUGGCCGUUGCUGCGUUGUAGUUGAGAACUUGGGAUCGUCUGUAAGUGUGCUGUUGCUGCUGCUGCUGCUGGUCGCGUGCGUGGUGUGCGAGAGCCCAUGCUUUUGUGUAAAUUGUUACUUGAACUACGUAUUUGAAAGGCUGCAGUCUGACCGCGAGGCAGCCGCCGGGAGGUAUGCAUAUGGUAUGGGGGCGAGCAGGACGUGUGCAUGGGUGCCAUGUGGUGUUGCAGUGAGGUCACGAGGCAUCGAUGCAUCUAUCCUGCAUGUAUGUCAAGGCAAUGAGCAAGGGGGCAUGGGCCUGCGUGGGCCUGGUCCACCAGCCGGCCGUUGGAUGGAGUCUUGAGGUAGCAGCCAUGCAGGGGUGUACGCUCUGGUGCUAGAUAGCCUUUCUGCUUGUGAGGUACAUACAAGGGGGCCAUGUCCGAGGGGCGCAUCCGAUCCCCGCCCGCCCGCCAAGGCUGAGCCAACCUCCCGCCAGGUAGACGAGGAAAGUAACGGUGAUACCAUGAGCGUGACCUUUGGAACACAAUUGACCCCAAACACGGGCACAGUCGCAACUUUCAACUAA
Chlamydomonas reinhardtii is the source of this 1987-nucleotide messenger RNA. RefSeq lists its product as uncharacterized. The record is from RefSeq and is a predicted model, not a curated record. Lineage: Eukaryota; Viridiplantae; Chlorophyta; Chlorophyceae; Chlamydomonadales; Chlamydomonadaceae. The transcript has 5 exons. Bases 399 to 947 code for a protein of 182 amino acids.